Echinostoma caproni is the source of this 1779-nucleotide messenger RNA. NCBI's taxonomy places the organism in Eukaryota, Metazoa, Platyhelminthes, Trematoda, Plagiorchiida, Echinostomatidae. The record is from the annotation of a GenBank genome assembly.
AUGAGUGUAUUUAUUCUCGACAAGUGCGCUGUCUAUGAACAUGGUUGCAGUAUGCGACACAAAUCGACAAGUCAGGUUGCUUGCAAACACACCACAGCCAGUUUUGUUCAACGCAGCCUUUUAGGCUGUAACAAGCAGGUGGUGCGAGAAUGUCGAUCUGCCUUGCGAACCGUGAAUGAUGGUCGUUUGGGAUUGCGACAUUGCACUUGCGACGCGAAACCCAGUCGUUCGAUCGAUGAUUUGUCCAAGUGUAACCUACUGAGACGAAAUUUGAAUAGUCAUCCGUGUAUGCAAGAACCGCCAUUGCUAUUUCGAGAGGAAUCGGAAACGUGGCAGGACUUUCCGCUGGUGGAACAGAAACGGUUUCAAAGCCCAAACACCGAACCAAAUUUGAACGGGCAAAGACCAAACGCGGGAGGUCCGGACAGGUGGGAUCCCGAUUCGGCAACAGUCAAUUUGCCAAAACGAAAGGAUGAAGAUGUGAACUCAGCACACUUGACCGAUACUAGCCCGGUAGAUUUACUACACGAGAGAUCUCUGACAGCCGAUCACAAUUUCCAAACGCCUGAACGAGCAAAAGAUACCGGACAGUCGUCACUAUCACCAUCAGAGUAUAUAGAACAUAUGGAACCCAACAGAACACUUGUCAAACCGUUGAAUCAGAGAAUCCCAUUCACUGUAGAGAAGAGUUCUCGUGAUUUCCAGGUGAACUGCUACGAUGUGUAUCGCACGUGUGUACUGGAUCCGACCUGUUUACUUCACUACUUUCGUUUGGCACGACUUUGCUUCGUGCGAAAUGGAUGUCAGUUGCCCACCGCUUGCACGGAGAGUCUGCGCGGCUUCUACAGCGUUGUUCUCCCGGAUCUGACAAAUCAGGCCCUCGGUUGUUUCUGUCGCAACCCGGAUCUGGAGUGCAAACAACAAAUGAACCUUUUCAAACCGGAAUGUGCAAUCACUGAUCCGAGCGAUUUACGAUCAUGUAACGACGUUUUACAACGUUGCCAAGAGGACAAAAACUGCAAUACCGCUCUCUCGUUCCUAAUUAAUCAAUGCCAUCCGCAGUCGAAAGUGUGCCAGGAGAAUUCAACGUUAUGCCUUAACGCUUAUCGUCAAGUGUGGCUACAGAGCAUAGUCACGCAAUGUCGCUGUGAUACGAGCAACCUGAGUUUCUAUCACACGGGGACUGCCGAGCAUAAAAGUUCCAGCUAUCGGUGUGAAUCAUUUCAACGUAUGUUGCUUCAUCCACCAUGCAGAGACCGCCAAGCAAAUCCUGAUGUGUUAUCCGCGAAUAAAGAUGUCGAGGAACUAUCACAUUUCCAACUUCAUAUCACCUAUGCACGUGACGAGUUCUCCACAAUUCUCGGAUUACUUGAUCGGACGGUUUCGACCAAUGAAUUUCAGUAUUAUGUCAGACUACUGGACAUGGCCACACUGUUGGAAACUGUACUCACUAAUACGACUGGCACCGGGAAUUGCGCUCUCGUUCUUGCCCGUCAUCACAUUCCCGUUCGCACUGCUGAGGCAAGCACCCCAAUUGAUCCGGUUAUCUCCAACACAGACGGAGUAGAUCUCAUCGAAGCCGGACAAUUGACUUAUUUCAUUGUCGUGACUGCAUUGAAUCGGGUGCGAGAAUACGCAGGACCUGUGAUACAACGCGGAGCGGAUGAGGUGAGUGCUGGUUCUAUCCCGAGUUUUUUUCGCUUCGAUUUUUUAGUUGCAUUGUUCGUGGAUUUGAGUGCCACAUUGCUUGUUCGCAUGUUUGUGUGCCUUUGUGCAUAA